AAGAAUUUGAAAUAUAAAAAUCUUUAAGCCAUGGAAGUAAUGGAAGAAGGAAAUUUAAUGGACAGAGUUCCAAUUCUUUUACAAAGAGAUUUUCAAUACUAUCAGGAACACCAAAGUGUCCUUCAGGAACCUAUUUGCCCGGGAGUUGUUGGAGGCAAAUUGGAUUUUCCGCGUUUUGCUUCCUUUGCUGCAAUUAAAAUAGUCAUAUGGUGGGAAGAAGAAUUCUUCGCUGCAUAUCGAAAGCAUUCCGGCUUAUUGCAUAGUGAAGCUGAAAUGAAUGCUGAUGCUGAUUCCUCUCCAGUUGUAGUCAAGAAUUCAGAUCCUGAUAAAUUCGUGAAUUUGGUCACUAAAUCAGCCGACCUCUUGCUAGAGCAUUUGCAUGUCCUUACUCAAGAAUCAUUAGAUCAUGCAGAUUUGUCUGUACUGACAGCAACUAUAGGUGCUGCAGCAUUAAUUAAAAACUGCUUGAAAAUAUAUCUAUCAGCUGCAACUACGAAGCAUUGUCCUCCAAGAGGUGAUGAAAAGGGUGGAUCCCUAAAGAUAUCGUAUAAAGAAUAUUCCCAAAUGGCGGAAGCACUUGCCGAACGUCUACUAGAUCUCCAUUGUCGUAUUCUUUUACUCUACAUCGUUCAAGAUGCUGACUGCUUGCAUUGGGAGGAUGAACAGCCGUUCUUUGAAUCCGAAAGAGGCUCUUAUACUAUACAAAUGUGGUGGCACUACAUGAGGGGCACCAAGGAUGAUCUAUGGAAUUCUGUACCCCCAAAGAUGGCUCAACGCAUUUUUGCUGGAAUGCUUAACGAGACGCUAAGUGUUUUAACAGUUCGUUACUCGCAUAUAAUAACAAGCACAGCACGGUCUCAAUUGCAUUUGGUUGAUAUAUGCAACUUGCUGUUUUGCAUAUCUGAGCUUUUGCCUCAUGUAAGUGAAAGUGGAGAGGCAUAUGUUGGACUCCAAAUUACUAACCAGAGCAUUAUUAUACGAGAUAUCCAUGCAAAGUGUCGAGAGCUCUUUUAUUGUCUACUGCUUCGAGGAGCGCCUCUUGGGGUGCUUUCAAAGGUUUUUCGCAAGGGCUUGGCAAAUAUGGAAAUGUUUUCAUCGCGCAAAGGUUUACCAAGUGCUUGGAUUAUUUUUGUUCUACCUAGAUUAUUCCCAAAAGAUCACUCCAGUCAAUGGGUCACUGAAUUUUUUGAUUUGAAUGCGAACACUGCUAUUGCUUUGGAAUUGAAAGUUCUAUUGGCAUUUCCAGAGGCGGAUUGGUCUUUUCUGGUAAAAGUCAUCCUUAUGCGGGACGCUAAAUUAUCAUCAAUAAUUCUGCCCCAUUUAAUGAAAUACCUGCCAUCACCAGAGAAUUUUAAAAAUGUUACCAAAUGGUCAUUUACUCUAUCGGAAAAUCAUGAAAAGUGUUCAGCAUUUCUGUGUCGCCAAGAAUGUUUCAAUCCUGCCGAACUCAUCGUUGACGAAUUAGACCCAGUUGGACAGACAAAUAGUCAAAUCGUGCUCUCGUUGACAUACAUCUUGGUGUCCAUUGGAAAAGCAACUGACAUCAAAGCAUGCCUAAUAAGUGCCUUGGAAAAUGCUCCACCUAGUUGGUGUGAGUGUCUUGACAAGCGUCAGGUGUGGAAUCAAAAACGCCCACCAUGGUUAGAAGCUAUCAUGCAUUUGGUUUAUCCUGUCCUCGAUUGCAUUGUUGAAAUGUUGAUAGAUGCGGUUGAAACUGGAGCAAGCAUGUACCAAGCCAUGUCACUAGCCUUGACAUGUGUAUCCGAGAUGUACGAAUGUAUUCCGGAAGGACUUUAUAAGGUUGCAGUUCUGUUACAGGACAUUAUUUCUGUGUCAACGAAGCCCUUGAGUGAUUCUGUUUUAUUGCAAUUGGUAUUUGGUGCAUUGUAUACGGAACUUAUUAAAAAAGCAGAGACAUUCGAGAAGGAGAAGAAUGAUGCUAAAGCAACUAUUUGUUAUUCUCUUUCUGAGGCUAUUUGUUCACUCGAUGAAGAUGAUAAGCAUACGGAACAAAUUGAUUUGUUUUUAGUUCAAGCUAGGGAAAAUAUUUUCUACGAAGGAGAUUUGCUAUCGGAAGGUGGUCUAAGUGGUGCAAGUACGACAAAGGCUGACGAUGCAAACGAAAGAAGUGCCUAUAGUCCUCCAGUUAAUUAUCCUUUGGAACUUGAUGUCGGAGCAGCCCAUUGUAUUGCUGAGGUAUUGGCAAGUGAUAUUUUGACAUGCAACAUUGGAAAACAAUCACUUAAGGUUGUAUACAAUUAUAUAAAAAACAACAAAGAUUGGCUAUUUCAACAACUCAAUAUAACUGACACUGAACCCAAUGACUUUCAAGCUAUCCAAGGUCAAAAUAUAAAGGAAAUAAGACCUUCUAUUUUAAAAUCAAUGUUUUACAUAGGCAAUACACCUUUUGACCAGCUAUUGACCGGAUCGCUGAGAAUAGAUUAUUCAAUGUGGCUGCAAACGCCCAUUUCCUUAAACACCGAAAGGGCAUGGUUGCACAUCGAACGUCGCACUGACUUUCAACCGGAAGAAAAACUGGCACUACCGGAAGUAACCAUGGUUGCUGCAAUAACAAAACUUUUAAAAAAGAAAAAGGACGACGAACUUUGAGAGUCUCUCAUUUAGACAAAAACAAACAAACA
Episyrphus balteatus (marmalade hoverfly) is the source of this 2642-nucleotide messenger RNA. RefSeq lists its product as uncharacterized. The transcript has 15 exons. The coding region runs from base 31 to 2610 and encodes 859 amino acids. The record is from RefSeq and is a predicted model, not a curated record. NCBI's taxonomy places the organism in Eukaryota, Metazoa, Arthropoda, Insecta, Diptera, Syrphidae.